CAGCCGCGACCGCAGCGCCGGAGCCGCGUGUGCUCGCGCGCGCGCGGGGCGGCGGGCGGGCGGCGGCCCCGGUCCCCGCUGCGGCGGCUGCGGCACGGCGGGGACUCGGCAGAGAUGCCGUGCCGCCCGGGCGAGCGCUUCCUGCUGCUGGAGCGCCCGGUCGCCGUGGGACAGGCGGGCUCUAAGGAGGUGGACGCGCUUGUGGCCAAGCUGGGCGAGGUGCUGCAGCUGAGCGCCCAGCGGGCGCCGCCGCCGCCCCGCGCCCCCAAGCACCUGGGGCCGGGCAGCGCCCGCGACCGCGCCGCCCCUUACUCGCCGCGGUGCUGCAGCGUCGCCGGGGCCGGGGCCGGGCUGCUGGCGCCGCGGGGACCGGCCCCGCCGCAAGCUCACUCGCAACAUGUUGAGCCUCCGCGGCCGGACCGGAACGGGCAGCAGCGGGUGACCAAGCAGCUGUGCGGACGGGGCUGGCUGCGGAGCGCCGCCCGCCGGAGGAAGCAGCCUCCGCCGGGGCCGGGCGACGGGCCGGCGGAGGAGGAGGACCCGCACCGGCUCCUGCAGCAGCUCAUCCUUUCCGGCAACCUCAUCAAAGAAGCCGUCCGGCGGCUGCAACUGGCGGCGGCGGCGGCGGCAGCGGCGGCAUCCGCGGCCUCCAGCGGCAGCACCUCGGCGGGGAGCGGCGGCGCGGACGGCGAGGCGGCGGCGGCGGUGCAGCCCUGCAGUAGCCGGCGGGGACGAGCGGCGGCGGUGACCGGGGCGAAGGAGCGCGGCGGCGGCGGCGGAGCCCCCGCCGGGCGGGCUGCGGGAGCGCGGUGCGGGCUCCGCCAGGAUGUAAGGUGUCCCGGCGGCGGGGCCCCCGGGCCGGUGCCGGUUCGGGCGGGAGGGUGCCCGAGCCCCCCGCCCCAAGGUCACCCGCGGCGCGGAGCCCGUGGAGCCCCGGCCGGCGGGGCCGCGCACGCCGCCCGCCCCGAGCUGUUGUUGUGCCCCCCUCCCUGGUCUGCCUUCCCCGGGAGCUCCUCCUUCUCCUCCCCCCGCCGGGGCAGCCCGGCCGGGGCCGCGGACCCCCCCGCCGCCGUCCCCCGCUGCCGCGGAGCUGCUCCGUCUCCCAGGAGCCAUUUGCAAUAA
Molecule: messenger RNA, 1122 nt
Organism: Camarhynchus parvulus
Lineage: Eukaryota; Metazoa; Chordata; Aves; Passeriformes; Thraupidae
Product: GSK-3-binding protein FRAT2-like
Exons: 1
Coding region: 115-1122 (335 amino acids)
Cellular component (GO): cytoplasm
Source: RefSeq, a predicted model, not a curated record